Messenger RNA from Paramuricea clavata, 5508 nucleotides. Lineage: Eukaryota; Metazoa; Cnidaria; Anthozoa; Malacalcyonacea; Plexauridae. The record is from the annotation of a GenBank genome assembly.
AUGGUGAAAGAAACGGGGGUUUGCGUUGCAAUUGGCGAGAAAGCUACGGCACAAGAAAUGGAAAGAGGCACAGAUGAGCAUCCUCAAGGACGACAAACCGUUUUCAAUGCACAAGAGGAACAAAGUCAAAGAAGCACCGAUGAGAAUCGUCAAGGAGAACAAAGCGAACCAACCAAUACGAUGUCGCCAGAACAUCUGGAUUUAUUCGACACCUUGGUGUUGGUGCAUUUCCUCGACGUGUUAGAAAUUUAUGCUGAAGUGUUUGGUACUUGUCGAGGGUGAUGUUCAUAUAUACAAUGUAAAAGACUUAUAAACCGGGAACAUUGUGAAAAAUACACAACUUAGUGGCAGGAAUUGAACCUACGCCCCUGUGAUUCCGGUGCAGUGCUCUUCACCUCUAAGCUACGGAGUAGUUGCCGUAAAUGCUGCACACUUUUGUAAAUAAUGAAAUGUGGUACUAUAAUAAUCUUACAAUGACAACACUAUGUAAAUAAACCUUGAACUGUAUAUAUUUUGGUCCCAUUGUUGCACUAACUCACACAAAGAACUACAACAGGCAAUUGAUUAUUAUACUUCAAAUUUUCAUACUCACAUGAUUAAUACUCAGGGCUUGGUGGCCUCUGGAGGGUCAUGUACUCUCUUAUCAAUUCCUCCAGAGAUACCUCAUAAAAUAUUUUUCUCUGCAGAAGAAUAAUUACAUAACUGUUAGACAUUGAACACGUUUGACACAGCUGAGUAUCAAUCAAAAAAUAAAUAUUUUCAAUCUGUUGAAUCAAAUAAACCUAGUGUACUGUAAAAGCAAUGAAAUAGUGCACUAAAUGUUUGAAAUGCUAAAUAGUUAUAAGCCCUAAGAUUAAGGUUGAUUUACACAAGAAAGAUCAGUAAAAAACCUAGCGAAUAGGAAUAUAAAAAAAAUAAAUGGCAUUCCUAUGCUUACUUUGCCACCAGCUCUUGGCGGGUAAUUCCGGAUGCCAUCAGGGUAAUAUGCCCUGAUUACAUCCAGUAGCUCUUGAGGGUAAACGAGCGAUGCCCCAUUACCCACUCCUCUUUUUCUCUAAAAAUUUUUACACUUGGCACUUUGCCGACGCCACUUGCUUGAUCUGACCAUAGACCUGACUAAAAACCAAAUCAGGUAACAAACGCGACAUACAACAACAAUUUACAUACACUACUUGCUGAUAAGAAAUCGAAGAGCGAUUUAUAAAUACAGUGCCUCGAUUCUGAAUCGUUGCGCUGGCUGUUGUUGCGGAUCAGAUGAACCAAUGAUCCAGGUAUUAUAUCUCCGCUGUAUAAGAAAAAGAAUGCUUAGAAUAUAUUUCAAACACAAAGAAACUAAAUGGAUUCAAAAACACUUAGCCUUACGUCUCUUCGCGCACCGCUUCUUCCAAGCGGCGCAUCGUGAUCCUUUGGCGGUUUUUGUUUUCUGAGUUUAAUAAGAACAAGCAUUAUGUUUUUGUGCUAUCAUCAAUUGUUUCUGUGAAAACGCUAAAAGCGAGAACCACUCAAUUAUUACGUACCUGCUAUGAUCAGAUGAAAAAAAGCUUUGUCUUUGUGGAGAGCUUUGAAUGCCUUUGAUCAAUGACUUUCGCUGUCAAUAGCCCACAACAAAUGCGCAAAAUGAGACGAAAAUGCCGCAUAUCAUAUCACAACAACGAUUGCGAAGGUGUAAAAUUCUGUCAAAACUCGCUGUAGGAGAGCGAACGCUAACACAUUGUAUUUCAGCCUAAACUCCAGUUUUGGCGCGAAUUUCAUCCUUAGAUACGAAUGUUUGAUCGCGAAAAUCUCAGUAAGAAUAAAACGCAUCACUGUAAAAUUCAGCAUGGGAACUUGUUUUUACUAUAUCUACCAACUGACCAAAAACCGUAGAAAUUGGAGAGAUCGACUUGAGACUCUGGUACUACCUUAAGGUUUUCCAUUGCCAUCAGAGUGUUAAAACAUAGACAUGAACUAAAGACAUACUUGCGAGCAUUGACACCCUUGCCAAUGUUGUUACAGUUUAACUUUUACUCAUUCACUUAAUGCUCACUUCCAUUGUUUUUAUAGACAUUGCAUAAUGUGGGUAAGAGCUGUUUGGAAGGAAGGUGAUGCAGAAGAAGAAGUAGUUAUCCCAAGCAAUUGGGUUCAGCAAGAAACUGUGUGAUGGCCUAACACCUUGAAUGUUUUGAAACCAUUGAAAAAGAAGAGACCCAUCCUUAGAAAACUGGUAUUGCUUUCCACUAGUAAAGAUCAAAAUUCAAUCAGGUUUGUGUUGCAUUAUAUUUUACGUUAUUAUACUAAUGAUAAAUGUGUGUCAUCCCGAGUGAUGAAACUGAUGUCACCUCAACCCUCGUAUAAUAAACAGCGUACAUAUAUUGAAUUUUUGAUAGAUGACAAUCUUGUAUGUGAUGAUUGUGAUUUCAUGUCAACGGCAGAAACAAGUGGUGGGGAAGAAUUAGUUCCAAAAAAAAGCUAUCCACAUAAAGAGACAACCUCAUGCUCACAUUUUCGUAAGUUUGAUAUGCGUCUUGUAUGUUAAGCCAUAUACGCGAGCGGAACUUAAUGCAUAUUACCACCAUUUGUAAAUUUAGUAGUUGUUUCAGAAUACUAAGUUGUCCUGUGUACAUUUAUUACUAUUUAUUGGGUCAGGUUAUUAAUUUAACCAGCAUCGUCAUUUUUGAAAUCCUAUAUAAAUAUACCAUUAGUCCAUUACCCAAUAUUUCUGAGACAAACUGUAAUAAUAAUUUGUUCUCCAGUUUUGCCACCGCCUCGAAACGUGCCACCGCCGUGCCAAGGAAAAAAAAACUGCGCCAGGAAAAAACAAACUAUCUCUGAGAAAGUCUGCUAUGGCAGGAAAAAGUAACAUACAAAAGCAACAGAAUCCAAUAAGAAGCGAAACGUCAGAAUCCAGGUCUCGAUCACUGUUGUUGCCCAAGUCACUGAUACGACCGUUAAGCGGAUCACACAGCAGAUCACGAUUACCCGGCAGAUCGCCAACACCACCUUCAAUGAGACAGUCACACAGAUCGCCAACGCCACCUUCUAUGAGACAGUCACCCAGAUCACCAACGCCACCUUCAAUGAGACAGUCACCCAGAUCGCCAACGGCACCUUCAAGGAGACAAACACACAAAUCGCCAAUGCCACCUUCAAGGAGACAAUCACACAGAUCGCCAACCCCAUCGUCGAGUUCGUUUGAGUCCCUGGGUGUUAGACAAAACGAAUCCUCAAGAAAAAGAACAGCAGCAAGCCAACAGUCAAUACUGGAAUCAUUGUCCUCAAUCGAUACGGAAAAAGAUAGCGAAAGAUCCACGUCCUCAAACAAAUUUCCAAUGCCUGAAGGACGUAAGUAUGCUCGAAAUAUGACUGUAAAAGAAUUUAGCAAUAUCCUUCUCAAAUUCAUUAAUAAUUCAUGAGCAAUUCAGCCAAUGAUAAUCACCUACUUGAUCACAAGAUGCCAUUUGGAUAACCCGGUGAAACUUGAUGAAAGUCACUAGUGUUUUCAUCAAAUAUCUUAAUUACGCAUGCAAAAUUACUUGAAUAGAAUUCCUAAUUACGUUUUGCUUGGUUAAGAAUUCUAUUCAAAUCAGCAAGCAAAAACAUUGUAAUACGUCUCGAUUCAUUUGAGAAGCCAUAUAAACAACUCGAGCUUGUGUCUCACUGGGAUAUCCAAACACUGUAUGAAAACAAUGUUUUCAUACAGUGUGUGGAUAUCCUGGUGAAACACUUGCUCUCGUUGUUCAUGUAUUACAUCUUGGUUGGUUGAUAUGUUUUCCAAUAUUUGGCUGUUGACAUAUUUGAACAAAAUGAGGUUUCAAAGUGAGAUUCGAUUAUUAGGUACCAUAAGAUCUUUAAGAUUAUGUAAAAAAAUUGGUUCUCCGUCGGAGAAUUACUUUAAAGGAUGGAAAACAUAUUUUUAGAAUUAAAGGUCAACGUGGACGUAGCUAAAUAAGAUCAUAGUUAAUAGAAUAGAUGGUUUGGAAACUGGAGGAAAAUGCAAUAUAACUUGUUAUCUAUGUUAUUGUUAAGGUUUAUCUAUUAACUAUGAUAAGAUUAAAUAAGUAAAAAUCUUUUGGGGCAUGGUGUUAACAGUAUUGUGUCUAUUAUGUGUCAAGGUGUUUAAUUUAUUGUUCUUCGCCUGCUGAUGGAAAUCUGUGACAAUCUAAAACAGGUGGGGAAAAGGUGUGAAUCCAACAAAUCGGAUUUCCACCCUGGCCAAGCUUCCACCUUGGAAGAAAUUAAAAUGAUGGAAGAAUCACUAGCUGAUGAUGAAAUGAGAAAACUGCUGGUACGAACUUAUUGUAACACACACUUUGCUACAGACUGAUUGGACUUGUUGCAGUAAAUGUAUUUUUGUGUUAUAUUUAUCUAAUGGUUCUUUGAUUAAUGAUAUAGACCUCGCAUUUUGGAAAGGUUGGCGGUUCGUCGAUUAAAGACUAUGUCUGGGGCAUAAUGACAAGGCAUACAAAAACUUUAGUGGCCUGCCUGAGGCAUCGCUUCACCUAGUAAAUUCCAAUUUUCUAUUCCAAAGGCGAACCACAUGUACCUGUUUUUUUCUUUUAAUUCCUGAAGUUAUGAUAAAGAUCAACAAAGUUGUACAUUUAAAGGGAAAUGAUUUUAAAUUUAAUUAAGUUAACUUACUUAUAAUGAGUGAUUAAAUUACUCUCAGUACAACCCAGGACAUCUCUACAUGAAAGGCCUGUAAAUAUAAUGCACUGUCAAAAAUGUCAAAACUAGCACUGUCAAAUUCUGCUACUGUAUAUUUAUCAAACAGGAAAGCUUUUUUGGCCAUCGGGUCUAUAUAAUUGUUUUCCCAAAAGAAAUGAAAUGAUGAAAUUUUGACAUUAAAAUGUAGUGCUCAUGUACACCCCUGUAUUUCUUUUAGAAUAAUGAGUAACAAAGUAAUGGCUGGGAUGAACAUGAAUGGCAAUGGUGGAAAACUGGCAUUCCAAAAAAGAAUUAUUUAUGAAAUUAUAACAGGUAUAGAGUAUAGUUCUACUUUAAGACUAUUUUACAUUUGACCCCAGAAAACCAUUUAUAAUUUAUGUCGAUGACUCGAUGUCAGUUCUAGGCUUUGCACUGUGAUGAUUAUAUUAGUCUUGUUUUGUGGAUACGCGAUGUAUAUCUGUAGUAUCCCAAAGCUUUCACUCCGUAAGGCUGGGUCUUCGUUGUUGAUCGAGUCUAAUUUAGUACUGAUGAUUCGGCCUUGCAAAUCGAAAGCUUUGCGAUAAUUAAUAUAUGUGGUGUAUCAUAUCACUGACAAAACUAAUAAUUAUGUAAGAUAUGUUUAAAAAGCUAAUGCACCUGCAAUUUAUUACAGUGAGUGUGCUGAAGAAUCACCAAGGGAUGGAGGAUGAUGUAUACCAAGCAACCCCAAAAUUAUUUAAGUACGCACCAGAUCGAAAAGGUGGUGGGGGAAGAAAAAACCCCGGAAGAGAUCGACCUAUCAUAAGGAUAGCCGUAAACGGACAAUAUCAGACAUAUUCUCACCACAUAAAUUAUGGAACUUUUAUGUGCAUGCAACAAAUAUAA